Molecule: messenger RNA, 2773 nt
Organism: Danio aesculapii
Lineage: Eukaryota; Metazoa; Chordata; Actinopteri; Cypriniformes; Danionidae
Gene: ptprea
Product: protein tyrosine phosphatase receptor type Ea
Exons: 20
Coding region: 2-2128 (708 amino acids)
Biological process (GO): protein dephosphorylation
Molecular function (GO): protein tyrosine phosphatase activity
Source: RefSeq, a predicted model, not a curated record
AAUGGUCCUUGUUUUGUUACUAUCAGUAACAACUCUACCACAGGUCACAACCAACACAACAGAAAACAAUCAUGAGGACCCGGGGCCGUUCAACACACACAUCCUGUCCAUAUUGCUGGGGCUCUCCGUUUUGCUGCUUUUUCUAGGGUUGCUGACCUGGUAUUGCCUCAGGUUGAAAAACCAGAGGAAAGCUGUCAUCACAGCCGUGGAUAAGAAAGUGCCUAAUGGCAUCCUGGAGGAGCAAGAGGAAUAUAUAGAUGUGGAUGUGGAUAUGGAUAUGGAUAUGGAUGAGGAUGAGGAUGAUCUUGGCUUGCCAUCAAAAGAGCAACAGACAGUGGUCUUACUGCCCAGAUCCCCUUCAACAUCCAAAACAUAUCUUCCCAUCCCGGUAGACAACUUGGAGGAAGAGUAUCGGAUACGUUCAGCCGAUGAUGGGAAACUCUUCCGGGAAGAGUACAGUUCUUUACCUGGCGGUUCGAUACAAGGAACAUGUGAAGAGGCCAAUAAAGAAGAAAACAAGGACAAAAACAGAUAUCCUAACAUACUACCAUAUGACCAGUCCAGAGUGAUUUUAACACAGAUGGAUGGGGUCGCUUGUUCAGAUUAUAUCAAUGCAUCAUAUAUUGACGGUUAUAAAGAUAAAAAUAAGUUCAUCGCAGCACAAGGGCCCAAACAGGACACGACGGCCGAUUUCUGGAGGAUGAUAUGGGAACAGAAAUCAUCCACUAUUGUGAUGCUAACCAAUCUGAAAGAAAGAAAAGAGGAUAAGUGUUAUCAGUAUUGGCCGGAUCAGGGCUGCUGGACGUACGGUAAUGUGCGCGUCGCUGUGGAAGACUUUACCGUUCUGGUGGAUUACACCAUACGCAAAUUCUGUGUGCAAUAUCAGGCCAGUGACGGCAGUAAAAGCCCUCGUCUGGUCACUCAGCUCCACUUCACCAGCUGGCCAGAUUUCGGGGUGCCGUUUUCCCCCAUUGGGAUGCUGAAGUUCCUGAAGAAGGUGAAGCAUGUGAACCCAUCGUACGCCGGACCCAUCGUCGUGCACUGCAGUGCUGGCGUGGGCCGGACAGGAACCUUCAUCGUCAUUGAUGGCAUGAUUGAUAUGAUGCACACGGAGCAGAAGGUGGACGUGUUCGGGUUCGUGUCCCGCAUCCGUGAACAGAGAUCUCAGCUCAUCCAGACAGACUUGCAGUACUCAUUCGUCUAUCAGGCUCUGCUGGAGUAUUUUCUAUAUGGAGACACAGAGCUGGACGUCUCUUCUCUUGAAGGACACCUGCAGAAACUGCACAACACCAAUGCUCCGCUGGACCGCGUCGGCCUCGAGGAGGAGUUUAAGAAACUGACAAACAUGCGUAUUAUGAAGGAAAACAUGAGGACGGGGAACCUGCCUGCCAACAUGAAGAAAAACAGAGUUCUUCAGAUUAUUCCAUAUGAUUUCAAUCGAGUGAUCCUGUCCAUGAAAAGAGGCCAGGAGUUCACGGAUUAUAUCAACGCAUCUUUCAUUGAUGGCUACCGGCAGAAGGACUACUACAUCGCCACACAGGGUCCUCUGGUUCACACUGUGGAUGAUUUCUGGAGGAUGGCGUGGGAAAGGAAGUGUCACUCGAUCGUGAUGCUGACAGAACUGCAGGAGAGAGAUCAGGACAAGUGUUUUCAGUACUGGCCUUCUGAGGACUCUGUGACUUACGGCGAGUUCAGUGUGGAGAUUAAAGGAGACACGCUGUGUGAAACCUUCAGCCUCAGAGAUCUGGUGCUCACACACACCCCUGAGAAGCAGACGCGUUUGGUUCGACACUUUCAUUUUCACGGUUGGCCAGAGAUCGGGAUCCCAGCCGAAGGUAAAGGGAUGAUCGACAUCAUCGCAGCGGUUCAGAAACAACAGCAGCAGUCGGGAAACCACCCCAUCAUUGUGCACUGCAGUGCGGGUGCGGGUCGGACCGGUACGUUUAUUGCUCUCAGUAAUAUCCUGGAGCGAGUGAAAGCCGAGGGUUUGCUGGAUGUGUUUCAGACUGUCAAGAGUUUACGAAUGCAGCGGCCACACAUGGUGCAGACAGUGGAACAGUAUGACUUCUGCUACAGAGUGGUACAGGACUUUGUCGACAUUUUCUCAGACUAUGCCAAUUUCAAAUGAUCUUCUCUGCCUUAAAUGUUUGAGUUUGAAGCUUUUUUUACCCGUCAGUCGAUCAGGAUUUUACAUGGCGACUGCAAGAUAAUUGCGCUCUAUUUUGCUAUGCACUUCUCCUCGAUGUUACUAAAAAGACCAUAUCUAUCUGUAACAUUACUAAGGCUACUAAAGUUUUACAGACUGUACAUUGUCUCCUUUAUAACAUGUAUUUAAAUGGGUUGUUUUAUUUCGGCCUCGAAUCAUUCCAGAUUUGUGUUUUCUUUUUUUUGUAAAAUAGUGUUUCGUCUGUUUUGUUCGUUCGACUAAUGAUUUUUAUUUUUUUAAUCAAGCGAAUUUGUAAAGCUGUAGGUGGUUUGUAUUUAUGGACAUCCUGCCAGAGGAAAGAUGUUUGUGAAUGUUCAUGCCGUUUAUUUAUUCAGAGUUAUUGUCUUACGUUUGAUGAAAGAGAACUUGUUUUAUUCCUGUCUUUAACAAUUGUGCUCAUCGGCCAUUGCAAAUGUGAACUUUUUCAAGCUUCAAAGUGAGACACUGCAGGAAAAUAGGGUCAAAAAAUAAUAAAGAUGUAUUAACAUACUUCACCAGAUGAUUGAUUACGUUAAUAAUUGCAAAAAAACAAACAAAAACAAACAAACAACUUUUAAAUAAUAAUAA